UGUCACUCUCUUCAGUCUGUUCAUUUCUGGUCGUGAAUAGUGACUCGUGAGUCAAGACUCGUGACAGUCAGAAGUCUCGAGGAAGUAAAGUCUAGAGAGAUAUUCGGUGCUGCAGACUUGAAAGUUCGAACCUCAUUGCUCUGCGUUUACGCAUUUACGCAGGCUAAACGAACAACGGUAGUCGUAGGCCUCAUUUCGCUUGUUGAUAACAAGGAGUCGCACACCUGGCGGUCGCACACGGGUAGUCGCUCACCAGCCAUCGCACGCUCGUUACAAUGUCGGCAAUAGAGCUUGUCCAGGGUCCCCAGUCAUUCACCGACUAUGGCGCAUCGCCGUCCGCGGACGGCGGAAAGGACUCCUUCCGCUCCGCCGGCUCCGCGGGAUCCGCCGGUUCCGCCUCCCCGCAGCAGGCGAUGCACAGCCAGGACCGCUUUCUCGACAUGGGCGCAGGCCACCACGGCUUUAAAGGCGCCUCGUUCUCCUCCGCCGUCUUUAAUCUCGUGACGACCGUGGUCGGCGCGGGCAUCAUGGGCCUCCCCGCAACGAUGCGCGUGCUCGGGAUCCCCCUCGGGAUCAUCGCGCUCGUGGCAAUGGGGGUAUUAACGCAAGUAUCCCUGGAAUUACUGAUUAAAACGACGACGGUGCAGCAGGUGUGGUCGUACGGCGACCUCGUGCUGCAGGAGUGCGGAGCCAAGUGGAGGCUCGUACUCGAUAUAUCCGUCCUCGUUAACAACUUCGGGCUGUGCGUCGUGUAUUUGAUUAUUAUAGCGGAUGUGCUAGCGGGGACGUGGUCUACUAUCGGGUCCGCGCAUCCCGGGCUGUUGAAGGAGUGGAACGGCGGGGAGGCCGCGUGGUGGAACACGCGCUUCUUUGUACUCUUUAUUGUCACGAUCGUUAUCCUCGUGCCGCUGGCGUCCUUCCGCCACGUGGAUUCACUGCACUACACGUCAGCAAUCUCCGUCGUCCUGGCGCUCAUCUUCGUUAUAAUCACGCUCAUUCUCACCAUCGUCAAGCUGGUCCAGGGCACCCUCCCCCCGCCACGCUGGUUACCCUUCGUUGACGCGCCCAACUUUAUCGCAGCCCUCUGCUCCGUCUUCCCGGUCAUGGCCACUGCAUACAUCUGCCACUUCAACAUCCACCCGAUCUACGUGGAGCUGAAGGAGCGCACGGAGCAGAACAUGACGCAGGUGACGCGCUUCUCCAUGGGCGCGUGCUUCGCCAUCUACUGCCUCACCUCGCUCUGCGGCUACCUGCUCUUCGGCGACGCCACGGCGCCGGACGUGCUUGCCAACUUCUCCACCCCGCUGCUCACUGGGAAGCAGUGGAUCAACGACGUGGUGCGGGUCUCGUACGCGCUGCACGUGGUGCUCGUGUUCCCCGUGAUCUACUACUCGCUAAGGAAUGUGACGGAUGAUCUGUUCUGCUACAACUCGGGGAAGUCGCUCGCGGAGGACGAUCGGCGGUUCUGGAUCAUCACUGGCGUGCAGCUGGGGGGGAUCUUCCUGAUCUCCACACUCGUGCCGAACAUCUGGGUGGCGUUUGACUUCACGGGGGCUACCUCGACCAUGAUCAUCGGGAUGGUCUUCCCUGCUGUCAUUGCGCUCAGGGACCGGUCGGGCGUGGUGCAUGGGUGGGAGCGCAAGACGUCGUGGGUGAUGAUCGUGUGGGCGGCCAUCAUCUGUGUCACGAGUGUGGGGUCGUCCAUCUACAUGCUCGUGGUGGGCAUUGCCAGCCAGCCCGGGUCGCAGAACACUCAAGGAUAGACGGGCAGUGAAGGGAACACUGAGUCAGAGGAGAGUAAAUGGAGAGUAAGAGGAGAGGAGAGGCACAUUCGAGCUGUGCUUCUUGGACAAUACUGGCGUAUAGCAUAUCGCACAUGUAGAGAUACCAGUAGGGUUCAAGUGCACAUGAUUGCACCUGUGGCAUUUAGGUAGUAGAACAACCUGGCAAGUUCAGAAGUCUAAGUAUUUGAUGCAUGUGCUGCAUUGCCCUGCAUGUUCGGUAGUAGGUUCUCCUGGAUCAGCAGGGGUACAGCCUUGAAUACAUGUUACUCCACAAU
Closterium sp. NIES-67 is the source of this 2059-nucleotide messenger RNA. The record is from the annotation of a GenBank genome assembly. NCBI's taxonomy places the organism in Eukaryota, Viridiplantae, Streptophyta, Zygnematophyceae, Desmidiales, Closteriaceae.